Blastocystis hominis is the source of this 386-nucleotide messenger RNA. RefSeq lists its product as hypothetical. The coding region runs from base 56 to 370 and encodes 104 amino acids. Lineage: Eukaryota; Bigyra; Opalinata; Blastocystidae. Gene Ontology annotation, molecular function: RNA binding; DNA binding. Gene Ontology annotation, biological process: maturation of 5.8S rRNA; regulation of gene expression. Gene Ontology annotation, cellular component: exosome (RNase complex); nucleolus. The record is from RefSeq and is a predicted model, not a curated record. The transcript is spliced from 4 exons.
GGACGACAAUGAACUGAUAUCGGUCUGCAAUAACCUAAAGCAGCUGCAGCAAGUGAUGGUGCAAAUAAAUUCGGUCGUUGAAGGAGUUACGGAUAAAAGCUUAACCGAGAGGAUGACGGACAUGUCUUACCUGGAAUCCGCUCAGAUGCAUUUAAUGAUGGCAGAAAUCUCCAUCAACCUGUUUUACUCAUAUUUGAGAAGUAAGGGCGUCGAUGUCGAAAAUCAUCCUAUUAAACGCGAAAUGGAGCGACUGGAGAAAUAUAAAGAAAAGGUGAGAGAGGUGGUCGAAGGAAAACAAAAGCCUUCUAUGCGUAUUGACACUGAAGCGACGGCUCGAAUUAUCCAGCACAGCUUAGGUGGUUCACAGUAGUCUUGGGAGUCAUUGU